Molecule: messenger RNA, 1257 nt
Organism: Symbiodinium natans
Lineage: Eukaryota; Dinophyceae; Suessiales; Symbiodiniaceae
Source: the annotation of a GenBank genome assembly
AUGGGCAAGCAGCUCCCGAAGAAGAAGCCGUGCUCCAUCUUUCCUUCUGCGAAGAAAGGUAAGACCAGGCUCCUUCUCAAGAAGAACUUCACCAAGAAGCCCGUCGGUGCGAAUGCGAAAACCAAGCUCUGGCAGAAGACUCCAUAUGUCCAGAACGGUAUUGUGCUCCGCAUGGACCGCAUGCGGUGGAAGCGAAAUCUCAAAGAUUUUCUCAACAAGGACGAGAACCACAUGGUCAAGAUCCUUACCGAAGAUGGACUCCUGCCGGACUGGAGUAAGAUGAAAUGCCCUUUCUGCAACACCAGCGCGGUGUCCCCCUUGCAGAAACGCGACAACCUUCCACCCCGAUAUCGUUGCCGAAGCCGACACUGCCACAAGUUCAUCUUGCCACACUACCUUCACCCGGUGUUCACAUCUCGCAAUGGUUCAGAAGGACAUUCUCUUUCCGUGCAGGGGAGCGCCUUGCUCAUGCGACUCGCCGGUGUCCCUCUUAGCAGCAUACACAUACUGCUCGACAUGAACCACAAAGCUCUUGAACGCAUGGAAAAGAACUUGGCCUUUGUGCGCAAGGCAUACGUGGAGCAUUGUCAGAAGUCCAUGAGCUUUGGGACGGGUAAAGGGAAGAAAUGGACCGAAGUCGAAGCCGAUGAGGCUGUCUUCGACAAGUUCCUCCUCCCUGCAGAAGAUGCAGAGGUGCAGAAGAAGCCAAUGCGAUGGGAACAGUGGCUUGGUAUGGUCGCCCGGGGCAAGCCUUCUUCAUUGGUGCUGAUCCGCUUACCUUCCACGGCAACUUGCAAGAGGGCACCAGGUCCUGGUGCUGUCAAGAAAGAGAGCUGGCUGAAAAUCGCCAACACCUGGCUCAAAAAUCGCAACAUCAUCCUUCACACUGACAGUGCCAGAAGCUACAAAGCCAAGAUUGCGGGGGUUCUCCAAGACUCGGUGGUCCACCAAAAGAAGCGAGUCUGGAAAGGCGGCAAGUACGUCUGGAAGCCACCGACCUUCGUGCGUCUCGUGAAGCACAAGCUGCCAGAUGGCCGAAAGAUCACUCUCAAGGCAGGGACGCAGGUGGUGGAUCGUGCGUGGAGGUACAUCAAAGACCGCAUCAAGCAGAAUCAACACGUCAAGUCCAACUCUACCCUCAUACAGGCCAAAGUUCGUUCCGCCCAGUAUGAGUACUGGCACAGGGGUAAGGAUGCUUGGAUGAGCACCGGGGAACUCUUCACGUGGUACAUGAACACCAUUGCUGCAAAGCUCUGA